AUGGUGUCGAGAUGUGACAUCGCUGAUCCCACUGGGAGGAGUUCCAGGGACCAGGAGGUGAAGGCUGAGGUCUAUGCCCCAUGUCCACAGGUCAGAGAAAAGAGGAGGUCCGGGCAGUGCCAGGAGUCAAGCCAAUCUGAAGACUAUGGCCUCAGCAGGCAAGAAGAAGUACCAAGCACCUCGCAUGACCAGGAAGAUACCAAGUCCUCGCUCCCAAAUGCACUACAGGUGAAGAAGAAUGAGUUGGUAGAAUUCCUGCUUACUGCAGAGUACCUGCAGCUGGUCUUUGGUUUGGAGGUAAAGGAGGUGGACCCCAGUGAGCACACCUAUAUCCUGGUCCCCACCCUGGGCCUCACCCUCAAUGAGAUGCUGAGGGAUGGGCAGGGGUUGCCCAAACCCAGCUUCCUGGUGGUGAUCUUGUGCCUGAUUGCUGUGGAGGACGACCGUGCUCCUGAGGAGAUAUGGAGAACACUCAGGAGGAUGGAGGUGUGUCCCCGGAGGGAGCACUACAUCUUUGGGGAGCCCAGGGAGCUGCUGACCCAAGUAUGGGUGCGGGAGGGGUACCUGGAGUACCAGCAGGUGCCUGAUGGCGACCCUGGUUGCUAUGAGUUCCUGUGGGGUCCCUGA
Molecule: messenger RNA, 627 nt
Organism: Capra hircus (goat)
Lineage: Eukaryota; Metazoa; Chordata; Mammalia; Artiodactyla; Bovidae
Product: melanoma-associated antigen 9-like
Exons: 4
Coding region: 1-627 (208 amino acids)
Biological process (GO): negative regulation of transcription by RNA polymerase II
Cellular component (GO): nucleus
Source: RefSeq, a predicted model, not a curated record